UGUGAGUGGAAUCACCUUGCCUUGGAUAGUGAGGUGCGGAGUGCUCUCUUCGACGACGCAGCGCAAUCCCUUUUUCAGGAGGGAGGUGGGCGAAAAAAUGUUGCGACCAAGUCCCGGAACGAUGAGUCCCUGAAUCCGCACGCGCAAUUGCUGUCCUCGAUUGUCCUUGACGGUGCAGUGUAGGAUGCCCGUGGCCGUGCCUUUGAGUUGUCUUUCUCCGGCCACGUCCACGAUCUUUGGAGAGUUUCGCUGGGUGUAAUCGUGGAGGUUUCCGUCGGGGAUGAGGCGAUUGUCAAACAUGGUCUCCGAUGCUCCCGUGUCUACCAGCAGGCCUACCCCGGUGGAGCUCGCGGCGAAGUUGCGUCCUGAGAUGCGGGAACACGUGCCGAACAUGAAGCCGCUGUCAAAGGCGUCCUCGUCCCGGGUGAAGUCGACAACUGCCACUUCAUUGUUUGAGUCGUGCUUGUUGGACGCCGACGAGCAGUGAGUGCAGUUGGAGCACGCGGUGAAUGCUUUACUUGAGUCCUUGGUGUCUUCCGGGCGCUUUCCUCCUUGCUGGUAGCAUUCCUCGUCCGAGUGAGACGUGGUGUUGUGCUUGGAGCACCACUUGGUAGCUCCGGCGGGCUUCGUUUUCUUCUUCGCCCUGUUCUUGAUCUUGGGGCAGUUCCUCCUGAUGUGCCCCGGCUCGUAGCAGCUGUGGCAGAUGAUGUCAGACGCGGUCGUUGCCAUGGCAAAUCCUCGACCAGCUAUGCGUCCCUUCCAUCCCUUGCGCGAUUGUUCGUCCAAGAAGAUGUUGCGCAUGGUGGAUUGCAUGUCCAGGACGUUGAAGGUUGGGUCUCUGAACACCAUCAGUUUGACGUCCUUGUAUUCGUCGGAGAAGCCCUGUACGCAGAUGUCCUUGAAGCGGCGGUCGGAGAUGGGUUCUCCCAUCUUAUCCAGCUGGGUGCGAAGUAGGUGCUUCUGGUUGAAGUAGUCGUCGGGAUUUUCACCAGGGUUCAUGGGGUUGUUCUCCAGCUCCUCCAUCUUCGCCCUGAUGACCUCGUCCGUUACCCUGUCAUAGUUGUUGCAGAGCUCCUCGAAGGCAGCUUGUCCGUCGCCGCUGAUGCCAGUGUCGUCUUCGUGCUUCUGUAUCGACAAGGCGGCUGGAAGUUCCACUAGGAGGAAAAGAAUGGCGUAGAGAUCUUCGUUUGCCCUUGUGUAAGAGUCGAAGGCCGCUGUGUCUGCGGGAUCUGGCUUCCUUUGUUUCUUCAGCAGUGGCAGGAUGUCCUUCCUGGUCACACCUAACACCACGCAGAAUUUCUUCAUCCAUGUCUUGAACUCAGCUGGGUCCUUUCCGUCGAAUUUCUUGAGGCCUUUGAUCACGGUUGCCAGGUUCGUAGAACUAUCGCUGGCGAACGCGCUUCCACCUCCUGUGUUGCUCGUUGCAGUAUCCAUUGCUCGUUCCAGCUUUAUUUUCUUCGUCUUGAUAAAAGUACUUCCUGCUGUAGGAGUAAGUUUGCUCGUGGUACUACUGCCUGUACCCGAGACUUCCCCACCCCGUUCCUGCUACUGAUAUAGAGGACUCCGGUUGUUGAUCGCCUCCACUGAUGAUACAGUGUAGUUCCUUGUACACCCGAUGCGUAUGCCGCUCGAGACUCCCGCGCACGUGACCGUUGCUGCUAGUUCACCACAGAGAUACCCACUACUGCCGCAGGGGUGGUAACGUGUGUAUACGACGUGAACCCUCGGCACCUUGGUGUAGAUGACCAAGUUUGCGCGUUUGCUGGUGUUGCCGUUGACCGAUGACGGCGUCGCAAUCUCCAGAAAUCUCCGAAACCAGGUUCUCUCGUUGUCCACGGAUGAAGGUUGAUGUCCCGAGAAGAGGUUGCCUUGAUCUUCCCGUGAUGUUCGCAGCUCGUAGUGUGUGCGUUAGCCGAAGCUCAUAACCUGUCAGAGUAUGUUUCGCUGUGCACUAGCAGCAGUACGCUGCUGCAGAUGCCAGGAGGCUGUGUAGCCUACCUCAGAGGUUCACACUCUGUGUGUCUCCAACCGCGAGAGACUUGGAAUGAAAUAUGAAGAUGCUUUUACAGGGAUUACAACCCUGGGGGAAAACCAGUGUCAGACAGCCUAACAGCUGUUCGGACCCUGGUUGUACUGUUGUUAGAUGUACAACAUAUACAAAGAGGGGAAGCGGGUCUACCACCCGGAAAAACAAUGUUCAAGGGAAUCUACACCAACAACCCUUACACGCUCGUCAGGUUCCACUUGCCGGAGAAUACGGGCUCCACCGACAAGUGGGUCGACUACACGCUCGUGGUUAGCCAGUACGAGAAGAGGAGAGAAGUCAGGCUAACCCUCAUGGCGUACGUGUUUUUCUCUUUUUAUUUCUUUCUCGUUUCGUGAAAGGCAAACCGGGUUAACAGUUGUGCUCUCGUGCGUAUAUAUGUUUAUCUCCAGACCCUGUAUGCCUGCCUUCGUUUUAUCUGCCUGUCUGGCUGGCGUUCUCUCUCUCUCUCUCUCUCUCCCUCGGUGUUUGUGUCUGGCCCUACGUAUGUUUUUCUCUUGUUUCUCUCUUCUCUCUUCUCUUGUCAUUUCCUCGUCCAGGGCACAUGGGAUCAAAACAGUGAGGGGGGAGCACUGGGGACACCGUUUUUCUACACCGGUCGCCCCGGUGGUCUAGUGGGUAGCCUCGCAGCCUGCUAAGGGCCAGGUCAUGGGUUCGAGUCCCGGCAGAGAGAGUUUUUUUCUCACUAAAUAAAUCCUGGUCUAGGAUGAAAGCGACGCGCUGCAAAGCUCGUUUGUGAGUAAACCAUAAUCGACUCCGCAAGUCGCGAGGGAAGGGAUUGCUGUACCCUUCUCGCGAUAAAAAUACCUCAGGCAUGAACCGCAGGAGGGGGUCCAAUCCCCCCCUCCUAUGUGACCCCGGUUGGGUCGUCUAGCUAGUAGAAGUGGAGGAUAGGGGCCAGAGGGGCAGACGACAGAGUCCAAUGAUGGGAGAAAAACAAACAAACAGUACGCGCUGGUGCUAACACAGCCCGAGACCAAGAUCCAUAUCGAAGUCAGGGCACCCAAAGAUGUGAGAAAAACAAUACUUGUAUCGACUUCACGUUAGUCGGCCGUUUUUUGUGUACCCUCUGGUAGACAGGGAAUAUUUUUCCUGAACACGGAUCGCAGUGCGACGCCAUCGUGAAUGUGUGUAGGUGCAAAUGCGUACAACGUUUUACUUUGCAUGAACGAGUUUUUUCUUUGU
Molecule: messenger RNA, 3229 nt
Organism: Ectocarpus sp. CCAP 1310/34
Lineage: Eukaryota; Phaeophyceae; Ectocarpales; Ectocarpaceae
Source: the annotation of a GenBank genome assembly